Molecule: messenger RNA, 1069 nt
Organism: Mytilinidion resinicola
Lineage: Eukaryota; Fungi; Ascomycota; Dothideomycetes; Mytilinidiales; Mytilinidiaceae
Exons: 5
Coding region: 206-832 (208 amino acids)
Source: RefSeq, a predicted model, not a curated record
UAAUGGAAACUGUUUAUGAGGAUGCGACUAGGCGUGUUGUUAUCGUUAGCUUGCGACUACUAACAUUCACUCAAACAUCGCGGGAGCCUCCGACAGUGAAGAGAUACUUAAAAGGUGGCGAAGAUCGCGGAGUCUCCCUCCUCUAGCUAGCUAGGACCAGCAUCUGAUUAACGGUUGCAUCAAUUGCCAAAACUUCUCCGCAAACAUGAAAAUGCUUCUUGCCAUUGGCCUUCUUGUAGCCUCGUCCGUAGUCCACGCACUACCCGCCCCUGCUCCAGCUCCAUCACCACCAGGUGUCCCUACCACGGCGACGGCUAAGAGCAAUUUAGCUGCCUUGACCGUUGCAGCUCAGGGCUCCCAGGACGGCUACUCCCGAGAUCUGUUCCCUCACUGGAUCACUCAGAGCGGUACGUGCAACACGCGCGAGGUUGUUCUCAAGCGCGAUGGCACCAAUGUCGUUACAAAUUCCGCCUGUGCUUCCACAAGUGGCUCAUGGUAUUCUCCCUAUGAUGGAGCUACUUGGACCGCUGCCAGUGAUCUUGAUAUAGAUCAUUUGGUGCCUCUCUCGAACGCUUGGAAGUCUGGUGCCGCUUCAUGGACUACCGCGCAUCGUCAGGCGUUCGCCAACGACCUGACAAACCCGCAACUGCUUGCUGUAACAGACAACGUCAACGAAGCAAAGGGUGAUAGUGGACCUGAGGACUGGAAGCCCCCUCUUACCUCGUAUUACUGCACAUACGCAAAGAUGUGGGUCAAGGUCAAGUACGUCUACGACCUGACUAUCACAUCGGCAGAGAAGAGCGCACUGACGAGCAUGUUGAACACGUGCUGAGUGUUGCAUCCGCAUAAUCUCAAAAGGGCGACAAGAUCACCCAGCUGGUAGAAAACAAGAUUUCGUUACGCUUUUACAUCCGUCGUCUUUGAUACUAGGUGGACACGAUUUCAUUGCUUAUUUCUAUAGUCAAUGCUUUUCCUCCAUUUUGGGUUUGGCCGACCCACCCUCAAGCUAUCUCUUCGUGUGCCGUUGUCAUCUACUCAUCGCAAUUUGAAAUAAACCAUGCUUAUGUCU